AUGCUCGACAAGCGCCCCCUCCGUAUCGGCAAUGUCUCCGGUGCAACUGGCGACCACCCACAGGCAAUGUUGCGGAUGGCGCAGCAUGGCAAUGUCGAUGUCAUUGUUGGUGACUGGUUAUCAGAAAUGAACAUUGCAUGGAAUGCCAUAACCAAAUCAAAAGAUCCUGAUCUGGGAUAUGAGUCUGGGUUUCUGACCCAGUUGAGCGACUGUCUAGAUAUCGUUGUAGCAAAAGAUAUCAAAGUCGUUGCAAAUGCUGGGGCGUUGAAUACAUCGUCCCUGAUGCAGAAGGUUUGCGCACUAUGCAAAGAGAGGGGCUAUAGCCAGAUCGUGGUGGCUUCAGUACUGGGAGAUGAUAUUUCGGAGCCGAUCCAGAGCAAGCAGCCCGGGUUCCGGGACUUGCACCAUCUGGACCACAUGGACUGGAAGCUGAAUGAUUGGCCCUUGACGCCACACUGCGCUGUAGCAUACAUUGGCGCUUGGGGUAUUGUGGAAGCCCUUGAUUCAGGCGCUGACAUUGUCAUAUGUGGCCGUGUCACUGAUGCUUCGCCAGUCAUCGGUGCCGCGGCUUGGUGGUAUAGGUGGCAGCGAGACGCUUGGGACGAGCUUGCUGGUGCACUAGUUGCUGGACAUCUUAUUGAGUGUGGCCCGUAUGUGACAGGUGCCAACUUCUCCGGUUUUAAGCCUUUGCUUCCGAAGCUUGUCGAUCUCUCCUUCCCCAUCGCCGAAGUUAGUCCCGAUGGCAGUUGCAUAAUCACUAAGUGUGAAACCUAUGGCGGAGCAGUGACUAAGUUCAACACCAUUGCUCAGCUGCUUUAUGAGCUACAAGGGGAGUUAUAUCUCAAUCCGGACGUUGCAGCCGACCUGCGAAAUGUAUCCGUAGAUGAGGUCGGCCCCGAUCGUGUCAGGGUUUGUGGUACCGUUGGACAACCGCCACCAUCGACGACAAAAGCGAUGAUAGCAGCCCCGGGAGGUUACCAAGCCGAAGCAACUUUCUACAUCAAUGGUCUGGACGUGGCCCAGAAGGCCGAGAUGCUUCGCAAUCAGCUCGAUCGUGCUCUCCGUGGUAAUAACUUCUGCAAAUUGUCUAUUGAGCUCUACGGGUCACCUGCUAUUAACCCGCCUAGUCAGCAGGCAGGGACGGUAUUUCUGCGAGUGUUUGCACAAGCAAGGAAUCUGGAGGAUAUCUCGGCGGAAAGAUUCAAAACACUAAUAUAUGCUCUGCGAAUGCAAAGCUAUCCUGGAUAUCACAUGAACCUUGACUUUCGGAUGAUGGAUCCAAAGCCGUUCAUGGAGAUCUUUCCAGCAGUUAUUCCCCUUGAUCUUAUACACCAUCGAGUCAUCCUCUCCAACGGCAUACAACAUGAUGCACCGCCUGCUCCAAUAACAAGAACAUACCCAACACAAAGACCUUCAUACGAAACCAAAGUUCCCAUGCUUUUAAACCAGUUUGGCGCCACAGAUGCCGCCCCCUUGGGCAGUAUAGUUCAUGCUCGUUCAGGAGAUAAAGGGGACAAUUUCAAUGUGGGCUUCUUUGUCCGAAACUCGGAUGAGUACCCCUGGCUGCAAUCCUUCUUAACAAUAGAUCGAUUCAAAAAGCUGCUUGGGGAAGACUGGCCACAAAGAGAUAAUGAGCCUUGCGUGGAACGAUGCGAGUUUAUGAAUCUGUUGGCUGUCCACUUCAGGGUCUUAGACUUCUUAGAUGGUGGCAUUGCUAGUUCUAGUCGGAUCGACGGACUGGGUAAAGGGAUAGGGGAGUACUUGAGAAGUCGAGUGGUGGAGGUACCGAAGAAGUUUCUAAAAAGAGGUUGGAUCUGA
Molecule: messenger RNA, 1818 nt
Organism: Aspergillus bombycis
Lineage: Eukaryota; Fungi; Ascomycota; Eurotiomycetes; Eurotiales; Aspergillaceae
Product: acyclic terpene utilization AtuA family protein
Exons: 3
Coding region: 1-1818 (605 amino acids)
Source: RefSeq, a predicted model, not a curated record